Messenger RNA from Lactuca saligna, 5549 nucleotides. NCBI's taxonomy places the organism in Eukaryota, Viridiplantae, Streptophyta, Magnoliopsida, Asterales, Asteraceae. The record is from the annotation of a GenBank genome assembly.
GAUAAAGGUUAUGAUUUUUUUAAAUGUGUAACUUAUGUUAUCCAGACUCUUAAUUCAUACAAAAUGGGGUUGAAUAGCUAAACCAUUUGGGUAAUUGCUUAUUGGAUAUCACCAUCCACUUCAUUGCAUAUUCUCUCAAAUAACCAUUCUAAUUCAGGGUGAAUAAAAAAGCACCGCAAGCCACCUGGCAAUUAUACACGACGGGCUGUCUUCUUCCUUCUCACUGCGAUUUUGCGAUCCGAUUUUCUUCCCUUUUCAUCAUCUUCUUUGUUUUCCUUUGAUUCAAUGCAGUGAUGGCAUCAAGUUCUGGAAACUCGCUUCCUGCUCCUGAGGCGAUUCAGGUUCUGGUUUCAUCGCUCGCUGAUGAAUCCCCAAUGGUUAAGCAAGCGUCCAUGGCGUCUCUUAAAGCCCUCGCUCCUUUGAACCCGCUUUUAGUUCUUGAUUGUUGCUUAACGGUAUCUCGAGGCGGCCGUCGGAGGUUUGGGAAUAUUGCUGGUGUAUUUACAGUCAUGUCAAUUGCAAUUAGUGCCCUUGAAGAAGGGGAAGUUGACACCGCUUAUAUGACCAAACUUGCUAAACUUGCCACUGCUGAGAUCAUUUCAUCAAAGGAAAUAAAAGCUGAUUGGCAAAGGGCUGCUUCAUCUCUACUUGUUGCUAUUGGUUCUCAUUUACCAGACCUUAUGAUGGAAGAACUAUUUCUUCACUUAUCUGCACAAAACUCAGCUCUUCCAGCUAUGGUUCAAAUACUUGCAGACUUUGCUACUUCUGAUGCUCUGCAGUUUACCCCAAGACUUAAAGGUGUGCUUUCCCGAGUUCUUCCCAUUUUAGGGAAUGUUAAAGAUCAACAUCGGCCAAUUUUUGCAAAUGCUUUCAGGUGUUGGUGUCAAGCCUGUUGGCAAUACAGUGUGGAGUACCCUCUUUCAUCAAUUCUUGAUAGUGAUGUCAUGUCGUUUCUAAAUUCUGCCUUUGAGUUAUUAUUGCAAAAUUGGGCAACUUCACGUGAUCUUAAGGUUCGGACAUCUGCUGUAGAAGCAUUGGGUCAGUUAGUUGGGCUUGUUACAAGAACAUUAUUGAAGGCAUCUUUACCAAAAUUUGUUCCAACUAUAUUGGAAUUGUAUAAAAGGGAUCAAGAUAUUGUCUUUUUGGCUACAUGUAGUCUUCACAAUCUAUUGAAUGCUUCACUCCCUCAAAAUGGCUCUCCUUUACUUGAUUUUGAGGAUCUCACAGUUGUAUUAUCAACACUUCUACCAGUUGUUUGUAGUUACACUGACAUCAAACAGCGUUCAAAUUUCUGUGUUGGCCUCAAGACAUAUAAUGAAGUUCAACAUUGCUUUCUCACUGUUGGAUUGGUGUAUCCUGCAGAUCUAUUUGUUUUUCUUCUAAGCAAAUCCAAGUUGAAAGAAGAUCAAAUGACAUUUGGUGCUCUAUGUGUUCUAAAGCAUCUUUUACCAAGGUUAUCUGAAGCUUGGCAUAAUAAAAGGCCUGCAUUAAUAGAAGCCAUUACAGUGUUAUUAGAAGAGCAAAAUUUGGGUGUUCGUAAAGCACUUGCAGAACUAAUAGUUGUUAUGGCUUCUCACUGUUACUUGAUUGGUCCUUCUGGGGAGCUGUUUGUUGAAUAUCUUGUAAGACAUUGUGCCAUGUCAGAUCAAGAAAUUGAUGACCUUGUGAGCUUGAGGGACCCAUUUAGACCUAGCAAUCUUUAUUAUUCCUUUCAGCAAAAGAGAUCUGAGGUAAAGAUUGGAGCUGUUCGUCCAACAGAGUUAAGAGCAAUAUGUGAAAAGGGUCUCCUUUUAAUAACCAUAACUAUUCCUGAAAUGGAGCAUGUUUUGUGGCCAUUUAUGUUGAAGAUGAUCAUACCUCGUUUAUACACUGGUGCAGUUGCCACAGUUUGUAGAUGCAUAUCAGAUAUGUGUAGACAUAGAGCUCUUCAUAAUGAUAAAAUGAUACGUGAAUGUAGAACUCGUGUUGAUAUUCCACGCCCUGAGGAGCUUUUUGCACGUUUAGUGGUGCUUCUUCACAAUCCUCUUGCAAGAGAACAACUUGCUACUCAAAUUUUAACAGUGUUGUGUUACUUGGCUUCACUAUUUCCAAAAAACAUAAACUUGUUUUGGCAAGAUGAGAUUCCAAAAAUGAAAGCUUAUGUCAGCGACACCGAAGACCUUAAACAAGACCUUAAUUAUCAAGAAACAUGGGAUGAUAUGAUAAUCAAUUUUCUUGCAGAAACUUUGGAUGUUGUUCAAGAUACUGAUUGGGUCAUUUCUCUUGGAAAUGCUUUUGCAAAGCAGUAUGAGCUUUAUACAUCUGAUGAUGAGCAUUCUGCACUUCUUCACAGAUGUCUUGGUAUACUUCUUCAGAAAGUUGAUAACAGGACUUAUGUUCGUGAUAAAAUUGACUGGAUGUACAAACAAGCAAAUAUCACCAUUCCUGAAAAUCGACUUGGUUUGGCUAAAGCCAUGGGAUUGGUUGCAGCAUCCCACUUGGAUACUGUUUUAGAUAAACUUAAAGACAUUCUUGACAACAUUGGAGAAAGUGUUCUCCAGAGAUUUCUAUCCUUCUUCUCAGAUAAAACUAAGAUUAAAGAUUCUGAUGACAUUCAUGCUGCAUUAGCUCUCAUGUAUGGAUAUGCUGCAAGAUAUGCUCCUUCAACUGUAAUUGAAGCCAGAAUAGAUGCACUUGUGGGCACUAAUAUGUUAUCACAUCUUCUUAUUGUAAGACACCCUAGUGCAAAACAAGCUGUUAUCACUGCUAUCGACUUACUAGGGCGUGCUGUUAUUAAUGCUGCUGAAAGUGGAAUUUCAUUCCCAUUGAAAAAAAGAGACCAGUUGCUUGACUACAUACUAACCCUAAUGCGUAGACAUGAUGAAGAAGGCUUUUCUGAUUUAAGUGUUGAGCUUUUACACACUCAGGCCCUUGCUUUAAGUGCUUGCACUACUUUAGUAUCUGUGGAUCCAAAGUUAACAACCGAAAUGCGAAAUAUUGUCAUGAAGGCAACAUUGGGAUUCUUUUCUUUACCUAAUGAUCCAGCUGGAGCUGUGAAUCCUCUUAUUGACAAUCUCAUCACUCUUUUAUGUGCAAUUCUUCUCACAAGUGGGGAAGAUGGAAGAAGUCGUGCAGAGCAACUUUUACAUAUCUUGAAACAAAUCGAUCACAUUGUCUCUUCACCUCUUGAUUACCAAAGAAAAAGAGGAUGCAAUGCAGUUUAUGAAAUGCUUCUCAAAUUUCGUACCCUUUGUGUCACUGGCAACUCAAAGUCAAAUGUUUCAAAUUUACCAUCUGCUUUUCUUUUGCCAAGUAGAGAUGCAUUGUGUUUGGGAGAUAGAGUGAUAGUGUAUCUUCCACGUUGUGCUGAUACAAAUUCUCAAGUUAGAAAAGUUUCUGCUCAGAUUUUAGACCAGUUUUUUGAUAUAUCUCUAUCUCUCCCAAGACAUGUUGCUUCUAGUUACACCACACCUGUUGAAUCUUCCUAUGCUGCUUUGUCAUCUCUCGAGGACGUUAUUGCCAUUUUGAAAAAAGACACGUCUAUUGAUCCUUCAGAAGUGUUUAAUCGUGUCAUUUCAUCUGUUUGUGUUUUGUUAACAAAAGAUGAGUUGGUGGCUACUCUCAAUGGUUGUUCUGUAGCUAUAUGUGAUAGAGUUAAGCCCUCAGCAGAAGGUGGUAUACAAGCAGUCAUUGAGUUUGUUACAAAAAGAGGAAAUGAGCUUAAUGAAACUGAUAUCUCAAGAACUGCUCAAUCUUUGCUUUCUGCUACAGUUCAUGUGUCUGAGAAAUACUUACGCCAUGAAACACUUGUUGCUAUAUCUUGUCUAGCUGAACAUACAAGUCCUAGAGUUGUAUUCAAUGAAGUAUUAACAGCUGCUGCAAGAGAUAUAGUAACAAAAGAUAUACUAAGAAUGCCAGGUGGCUGGCCUAUGCAGGAUGCAUUUUAUGCUUUUUCACAACAUAAUGAACUUUCAUCAUUAUUUCUGGAGCAUUUAAUAUCCACCUUAAGCCACACUAAAACUGACAUAUCAAAAGGAGACCUUUCUGGAGAUUCUGUUCACACACGCACUGAAGAUGAGAUCCUUCAAGCUGCCAUUGUUGCUUUAACUGCAUUUUUCAGAGGAGGGGGUAAAAUUGGAAAAAGAGCAGUUGAACAAAAUUACGCCUCUGUUACAGCUAUACUUACUCUUCAUUUAGGAAGCUGUCACAGCCAAUCUCUUUCUAUCCAACAUGAACAGCUUCGUAUACUUCUGAUAUCAUUUCAAGCAUUUUGUGAAUGUGUUGGGGAUCUUGAAAUGGGAAAGAUUUUGGCUAGAGAUGGAGAACACAUUGUUGAUGAAAAGUGGAUUGAACUUAUUGGUGCUUUGGCUGGAUGUAUUUCAAUAAAAAGACCUAAAGAGGUUUCAGCAAUAUCAGUUAUUUUAAGUAAAUACCUAAAUCAACCUGUGAGAUUCCAGAGAGAAGCUGCAGCAGCAGCAUUAUCAGAAUUUGUACGUCACAGCAAUGAAGGAUCUGGUUCAGUAUUGGAGGAAAUAGUAGAAGCAUUAUGUAGACAUGUGUCAGAUGAUUCUCCAAUGGUCAGGCGUUUAUGUCUAAGAGGACUUGUCCAGAUACCACCUAUUCAUAUUAAUACACACACAAAAGAAAUCCUUGGUGUAAUAUUGGCAUUGCUUGAUGACUCAGAUGAAUCAGUUCAAUUGACUGCAGUCUUAUGCUUACUUUCGAUUCUUGAGUCAUCACCAAAUGGUGUGGAGCAUGUUCUACUUAAUUUGUGUGUGCGCCUUCGCAAUCUUCAGGUCUCCAUGGACACUAAGAUGAGAGCAAAUGCUUUUGCAGCAUUUGGAGCAUUAAGUCAAUAUGGUUCUGGGGCACAACGUGACUCUUUUCUUGAACAGGUACAUGCUGUGUUGCCACGAUUGAUUCUUCAUCUUCUUGAUGAGGAAUAUUCCGUCAGACAAGCUUGUCGGAAUACUAUGAAAGGGGUAGCUCCCCUCAUGGAAAUAGACGAUUUAAUCCCUCUACUCAACACUCAACGCUUUACUUCUGAUCACAGAAGUGAUUAUCAAGAUUUCCUUAGAGAUCUGGCCAGACUACUCGUUCAGCAUCUGACUUCCAGAGUUGAUACUUACAUGUCAUCAAUAAUUCAGGCUUUUGAUGCUCCAUGGCCUGCUAUCCAAGCAAAUGCCAUUUAUUUAUCCAGCAGCAUGCUUGCUUUGACAGAUGAUCAACACAUUUCAUCUUCUUAUUAUUAUCAGGUGUUUGGGUUAUUGGUGGGGAAAGCAAGUCGUUCAACAGAUGCAAUUGUAAGGGCAACAUGUUCAUCAGCACUUGGAAUGUUAUUAAAAUCUGGAAAUUGGGUUUCAUGGAGAGCUGAAAGACUUUUUGAUCAUAUAGAAUCUGGGAGGAGCAGUUACAGUAUCGAUUCAGAAUCAUCUAGUAGAAAGUAAAAAAAACUUUUCUGUAAAGAGUAGUAGUGCUCAAUUUCUUUGUCUUUGUGUUUGUGCAUAUAUAUACCUCAGAGUGAGAGAGAGAGAGAGAGAGAGAGAGUAGAACAAUUGCUAGAUUUGUAU